AAUUUGUCAGUGCAGGUUGCAUAAAGAAGCUACGCUUUUAAAUACUUAUUUCUCAAUACAUAUAUUAUUUUGUUUGUCUUUUCAAAGCAUAUACUGCACUAGAAACUGUCGGGCUGUCGAGAUAUACAGUGAUUCAUUCUCAUGGCAUUUGCGGUUGUCAAUAAACACUUACGCAGAGUUACCUCCCCUAACUCUUUCAUCGCGUGAUGGACAUGCCCGUGUGUGACUACCACCACCAGUAUUCGAUGAUACAUAAUGGCAAAGAAGCCGUGUAUUGAGGUCUGCGGAGUUUACUUACCUUCAGGGUGCUCGUAGAUAGCUUUGAAUAACAUCUCUAAAGCAAGAAUAUUGUGUAUGUGAGCUCGGAAGCUACACUGACACCAAGACAUUGAAAGUUCCCUUCAGUACGCACUGCCUGUUUCAAUAUGGACGCAUUUUUGAGGGCCGUUCGAAAGAGCCCGACAGUCUCAGGCAAAUCAAGACAUAAAAAGCUUGGCGAAGGAUGGGGAGAGUCGGAGAACAAUGAGGUUGUGGAUCAGGGUGUGACGUUCUACAUGAAGUACCUGGGCUCUAUACUAGUGGAGGAACUGCCUGAUGAUGAGAGCUACGGAGAUGGCAUCAGUUCACGGGCUGUCCAAACUAUUGUUGCUAUGGCUAAGAGUGCUGGCAAGAAGCUGAAGAAAGUGUCUCUAACUGUCUCCCCUACAGGGAUCCGAAUGACCGACCUACUGACCAAAGAGGUCUCCAUUGACAUGUCUAUAUACAGAAUCUCCUUCUGCACAGCUGACAAAAACCAUGAGAAGGUGUUUGCUUUCAUCGCCAGGAACUCCAUCAAUGAGACAAUGGAAUGCCAUGCUUAUUUCUGCGCCAAAAGGAAAUUGGCACAGGCGGUCACUCUGACAGUGUCGCAGGCCUUCGGUCUGGCCCAGGAUAAGUGGGAGAACAAGCAGAAUACGAAGACCCAGAAGGAUAUAGCCAACCACCAGAAGAUAACGAAACAGGAUAAUUUUACGAGGAGUCACGAUGUCAUAAAGCCGCUGGCAGGUCACACCGGGUCAACAGCUGCAAACUACGACCCUUUCCUAGCGAUCCCCGGCCCACCCCAGGUCCAGACACCAGGCAAUACCAACAAGCGACAGUGGCAAGAAUUUGGUGAUAGAGAGGAAGACUUGGAGGAUGAUUUCUCCAGACUUGCCCAGAACAGAGGUCGACGCCUGCAUUCUUUCAGCACCGACCUCUGCAAGGAAGAUGUAGAUGAGAGCGUCCAGCAGUAUAUGGACGGACAGAGGUGCUUCGAAGAAUUCUCACGACAAAAAUCUAUUGAAGAUUUGCUGAAUUUAUGACAAGGACGGGGACCGUAGUUAGUUUGAGUCAGUUUUUGCAGUUUUUUAAAUUGUGACAAAUCUUUACUAAAUCACAUUUAAAUGACUUUUCCUGUUAGUCUUUCCUGUACAUAAUAUCAAGUUCACAAGUAAUUGUCAGAAAUUUAAAUCCAUCUCUGGCUGUCAUUUGUAAGAGACACAUGGAAGUGGACAUGCAGGAUGUCCUUGUCUAAAGUGUUUGUACUUAAGUUGCCAUAGCAACAGCUGUCUAGAUGUUUAAUUGACAUCCUGUUUUUUGACAGAAGGAUACACACAGUGGCAACAGGCAUUUACAAUGGGGUCUAGAGUGUGUGUUUAUAUAUAAUGUUUCACUUAUGAUGUCGGUUGGUGACAGCUUGGCAGUUGUAUCCUUUCAAGGUGCAAGAAAUUCUCUGUAUUCAGAAACCUACACUUCCCUUAAGGUCAGAUUUCCCGAGAGUAUAAUACAGGAACGACAAUGGUAGUUCGAUGACAUCACUGCAGUCCGAGAGUUUCAAAGCAAAUCUCUACAUGUGUCUAUGUAAGUUGACUGAUUUUCAUUAGAACUGUGCGGGGUGGUGGGGUAGCCAAGUGGUUUAAGCAUUCACUCAUCACAUCCAAGACCCGGGUUUGAUUCCCAACAUGGGUACAAUGUGUGAAGCCCAUUUCUGGUGUCCCCUGCCGUGAUAUUGCUGGCAUAUUGCUAAAAGCGCAGUAAAACCAAACUCACAUAUUCGAAACUGCUGACCAGUCCUAUAUUAAACAUAGUGUUGUAAGACCAUUUUGUUUUCAACAAUAACAAUGUAUUUUUCUAUUCAGAAGUAACAAAUUAUUGUAAUAAUGAAAACAUCAGAGGAUUUGGAAUUUUCAUGUGGGUUUGGAAAGGCUGAUGUGCUUGUCAGAUAAUACACUGGUAUUGCCAUGUGUCAUUUUAGACUUCCUACCCUGUACGAUCAGACAAUCUGAAAACCAUUAAGAAUUGAAAAAAUGUUUAUCACUGUCCUGCAUAUUUCAAUCAUACCAUAUUUCAUGGCGAUAGAAAAUCCCAUAGGUAUGAGUUCUGUCAGUGUUGGAAUUGUCUGGAUGGCAGAUGUUGCAUUUUUAAGCUCACCCAUAUUUUGUCAAAUCUCCAAUGACGUCCAACUACCUACUACUGCUUUCAGUAGGAUAAGUUACCUUGUUUUCUGUGUAGACAUUCAGCCUCCCAUUCUGUAGGUUCAAAUCCCAGACCCAGGAGAUUAGGAUCCUUGGUUACCACAAUAUUGGGUUUGUUGGUUCCAGCAGAAUGGUAAGCAGAAUGGUAAACAACCAUGUACGGGCUGUUUACCAAACAACCUAAGGUUGUACCAAACAACCUUAGCGCUAAGACUACCUUAAGUCUAUGUUAAGGUAUAGGACUUAUGGUCACCUUAGAGCUAAGUUCGCUUUGUACAACAGCACCCUUGUUUCUCACCCACAUGUAGCAGACAUGCCUUGAAAUAUUGCUCGAAAUUCAACUCUUUCACUAACUUUCAGAGACAAGUUAACUAAAUGUCGACUCAUGUAACAGAGGGAUGAGUGAAUGCAUGAAUGUAUGCAGCUUCAUACAUGGUGGACACCCAUAGUAGCCUUUGCAUAUUCUGUCUAUUAAGGAAUCAAAUUUUGGCGAUAGUAGCGUUGAAGCAGAGCUGUAACUACUUCAUUACAACACCUCCCAUGAACCAGUAGGAAAGGGUUUUAGUUCACUGAAAAAAACCCACCAUUUCCAAAGCUUCUCACAGGCAUUCAUUUAAGGGCAGGGGCAGUGGGGUAGCCUAGUGGUUAAAGCUUUUGCUCGUUGUCCUGAAGACCUGGAUUCAGUUCCCCAUGGAUACUGUGUGUGAAGCCCAUUUUUGAUGCCCCCUGCUGUGAUACUGCUGGAAUAUUGCUAAAGGCAGAGUAAAACUAAAUUCACUUAUUUAAGGGUAGAUCUGUUUAAUAUUACUAAAGUUACAUGCUUUAAUGAAGGGACAAUACUGAAUAGGAGAUGACAGUUUUCUUCAACAUGUUCAAUUUACACCUUUGCAUUUUUAACUGAAGUCACUCGUGUUUGUACAGUCAUAUAUUCGAAGUGUAUAUUUUGAGUUGAUUUCAUGACCUCUUGCAUGUUUCAAGCAUAUUUUGUCAAUUGAGAAUUAACCAUACAAGUCUUUAUUAUGUUAUUUAUUUCAUCACUGUCCACAUACUGAUUCUGCAUGUAAUUAUAGAAUAGGGCAGCCUUGUUAUUUAAUUAGAAUUUGCAUGCAAUUUAUUGGAUUGCACGUUUGACAUAUUACAUUUAUAACGUUCUUCGUGGAGUGCUUGGCAGGUUGAUCUUGUCAGAAUCAGCUUUAGUAAGUACUGUUCAUAAUUAUUUGGUUUAUUGUUUAUUGUUAAAAUUCAGUCUUGAUGAAUUCAAAUUGUUUCUUUCAAUGUCAUACCUCACUGCAUGAUCAUCUCACUAACUGACUCAGCAAGUCGCUUCACAUGACAUUUCUUAUCAGCCAAUCUGCAUCAAGGCUCCAUGAUCCUUGGUAUGAGUUAGCAUAGCGCUCUUAUCAGAAUUUGAUACACUCGUUGUCUCUGAGCACCAAGCACCGCUGUAUACUACAAUAAUCAAGUUUUUGGGGAAUAUUUGUGUUGUGUGUGGAUUUUAAUUUUAUUUUAAAGGUAUGCAUUAGGAUAGUGACAUCUUAAAGAGUAAUGUUGGUUUUAUGUCUGAUACAGCUGUGUCUAAUACAACUGUAAAUAUCUGAUACAGCUAUGGAUGUCUAAUACAGUUGUAAAUCUUGAAUACAGUUGGGUCUGAUACAGCUGUAAAUGUGGGAUACAGCUUCGGUUGCAUUUCGUUAUCUGUAAUAUUCCCAUCCUCGAUAAUCUCCAGGGUAUAUGUUACGAUAAAUCUCCACUAUACCCUGGAUGCAUCUAAGGCUCGACCUGAUGAUUUUAUUACCUCCCUUGGCUGGCUUUUUAUCCAAUCAGGUGUCUAAGCUGGAAAGU
Messenger RNA from Haliotis rubra (blacklip abalone), 4337 nucleotides. RefSeq names its product low density lipoprotein receptor adapter protein 1-like. The coding region runs from base 426 to 1343 and encodes 305 amino acids. The transcript has 9 exons. Lineage: Eukaryota; Metazoa; Mollusca; Gastropoda; Lepetellida; Haliotidae. The record is from RefSeq and is a predicted model, not a curated record.